Molecule: messenger RNA, 901 nt
Organism: Trichoderma asperellum CBS 433.97
Lineage: Eukaryota; Fungi; Ascomycota; Sordariomycetes; Hypocreales; Hypocreaceae
Gene: MDE1
Product: Methylthioribulose-1-phosphate dehydratase
Cellular component (GO): cytoplasm
Molecular function (GO): metal ion binding; methylthioribulose 1-phosphate dehydratase activity
Source: RefSeq, a predicted model, not a curated record
AUCGCUGCAUAUCUAUUUCUCUUUUGACAUAAAAAAAAAAAAAAAAAAACCACCCGUUUCGCAAUGGCUGAGACUACUGUUGUUGACAACCCGGACCAGCUCAUCACCUCGACGGACCCUGAGCACCCUGCCAACCUCAUCCCUUCGCUGUGCGCCAAGUUUUGGACGUUGGGAUGGGUUACUGGUACGGGAGGAGGAUGUUCAAUUAGAGAUGGCAAUCUCGUCUACCUCGCCCCCUCGGGCGUCCAGAAGGAACUCAUGAAACCGGCCGACAUCUACGUCCUCUCCCUCAAAGACCAGGAACCCUCCCUCAAGCAGCGCACCUACCUGCGCUCCCCUCCCGUCUACAAGCCCUCGCAGUGCACGCCCCUCUUCCUCGCGGCCUUCACCCGCCGCGGCGCCGGCUGCUGCAUCCACACGCACUCCCACUGGGCCGUGCUGGUCACGCUGCUGCUCGAGGCAAAGGGCAACAGCCGCGUCUUUGAGAUCAACAACAUUGAGCAGAUCAAGGGCUUUGGCAAGGGGUUCGGCAAGGCCGGUAACCUGGGGUACCACGAUACGCUGAGGAUCCCCGUCAUUGAGAACACGCCGCAUGAGGAGGACUUGACCGAGUAUCUGGAGGCGGCCAUGGAGCAGUAUCCGGAUACAUAUGCCGUGCUGGUGAGGCGGCAUGGUGUCUAUGUGUGGGGGGAUAAUGUCCACAAGGCAAAGACUCAGUGCGAGAGUCUGGACUACCUCUUCCAGCUGGCUGUUGAGAUGCAUCAGCUCGGCCUACCUUGGAUCAGCGACAUUGCCCAGAUUGCGCCUCAGAGGUCCUAAGGCGACGUAGGAUUAAAGAAGAGAAAGAAAAAACUAGAGAAAGGGAGGUGUCAACUUGGUACUUGGGAUUUUAGAUUGGAGU